AUGCUUUCCCAUGAUGCUUUUGCCGAAAGGUCCCUCAAAAGACACAAGUCUGUGUGUACCCCUCCACUUUCAAGGGCGUCGUCUGUCAAGCAUUUUUCUCGUAGGAGAGAUCGGUCUCCGUCGUACCCACUGUACUUAAGCGAUCUGGAUGUGUCGUUUUCAUCGUCUGACCUCGAAUCACUUCCUGAUCUUUCUGACGAUACCACCGCUGAAUCUUCACCCAUAGUGGAGAGAACGUGUGUUUUGUUUCCUCCUCUUCAAAACUACUUCGAAGAGCCCGUGAAAACAGCCACACCUCCUCCUCAUCCAUCGAUAUUCGACAUACCUGAAAUUGUUCAUAAAAUUGUGGAAUUUGCACAUCUUCAAAACCCCGUGGUGCCCCACGAGGUGGCCCCCAUCCGCCGACGUCCGCUUUCGUUCGACCACGCAAUGUUGAUAUAUGGCGACAAAGAAAGAGCUUCGAAAGCUCUCCAGGAUCCCGCACCUCUUCACCCAUCUAGAUCCAACAUCUUGUACACCUGCUUGCAAAUCAAUAGACUUUUCCAUCACGCCGCUACCGAGAUUCUCCACAAGAAAUUGUGCUUCAAUGACCCCCGGAAAUUCCAUAAUUUUCUGCAAAGCAUUUCGCCUGGCGCUGUGCUCAGACCAACAGAACUUGUACUCCACAAAAUGUUCCAUAUGAAGCAACCAGCUCUCGACCGGCUUCUUCACAUCUCGGAAUUUUCAGGCUUGGAACGCCUAGAGCUCUUUAUGUGUCCCAAGAUCAACGCUUCUCCUGACUUUUUUGGUGAAAAAUUGAAGUCUCUAGUGAUAACUGGCUCCAAAACUGCCGAUGAUGAAUUGAUGCAAAUUACAGCUAAAAAGUGUCCCAAUCUUGAAUUAUUGGAUAUCAGAGCCUCUGAACUCAUUACGGAUGCUGGAAUAUACUACAUUGCUACAAACUGCAAAAAACUCACCACAAUCAACGUUGGCCGCAAAAAUAAGGGCCACCUUAUAACCGAUGCCAGUAUGAGUCUCUUGGCCAAAAACAACCCCAACCUCUCGACCGUCGGCGUUGCCGGGUGCAAUGUGUCUGACAGGUUUGUAUGGGACUUGGCUCUUAAUUGCAGUGACCACAUGGAACGUCUUUCGCUCAACAACUGCCGCUACAUAUCCAACCAGUCCAUUCCAUUAAUCCUCUACAGCGACUACUUUCCACAACUUUCGGUGCUCGAACUCAUGAAUGCCGACCGGAUUACUAAUUUCAGACCCAUCAUCGAGUUCAAGAGAAGACAAGAAAUGAAAGGAAUUUCCAUGCUUCUUGAAGUGUGUGAACCGCUCUGCCGCAAAAUGCGCCAGCAGGAAAUCGAAAUGGAUCGCACAAUUUCACAAAGAAUUUUCAAGAACAUCACGGAAUGGGCAAACAGCGAAAACGACGGCGACAAACCAUACCGAGAACUUAUUGCAUCAACCAUUAAUAGGUCUUAA
Messenger RNA from Meyerozyma guilliermondii ATCC 6260, 1467 nucleotides. RefSeq names its product Amn1p (gene AMN1). Gene Ontology annotation, biological process: SCF-dependent proteasomal ubiquitin-dependent protein catabolic process. The record is from RefSeq and is a predicted model, not a curated record. Gene Ontology annotation, cellular component: SCF ubiquitin ligase complex. Lineage: Eukaryota; Fungi; Ascomycota; Pichiomycetes; Serinales; Debaryomycetaceae. The transcript has a single exon. The coding region runs from base 1 to 1467 and encodes 488 amino acids.